UAAGACUAAGAGGGUGCAACAGUUAUGGGGGAGAUUAAAGAACUUAGAAUGCAGCAGUAAAGUAUAGAGGUGACCGGCAGAGAGAGAGAGGAUAUGAAUAAUGAAGUGAAAGUAAGUGAGAGACGAUAAGAAAGUUAUAAAGAGAGUGCAGAAGGGAGAAAGAAGGGAAAGGGGAAAAGAGUACAAAAACUAGGAUUGAAACAGUGUUAGGUAGAGAGGGGUAGACAAAAGCAAGUUGACAAAGGCAGAGGGCACAGAUUGAUUGUCACAGUAAGAGACAGCCACGGACCAGGAGAGAGCAUAAGGAAGAAGAAGAAAAAGACAUUCAGACAACACCAAGGUCCCUUCAUGGAUGUCCCACUGCCGGCUGCAGACAAAGUCUCUCCUCAGGGACCGGACGAAAUCUCGCCGGAUUCUACCCUGAACACCACACGGAUAAAGAAGGGUAAAAAACGACUGGCAGACGUGAAAUCUUUCAGUUUGGAGGAACCGCUGCAUGAAGAUGGGUUAGAUGACAAAAUAGGUCACCUCACCAGGUCAAAGACAUAUGACCCUCCAUUAUCUAUUAAAUCAACGGAAUCUGACCCUUCAACGGAGAGACGCAAAUCCAUCACUAGCAAUUUACCAAAGCACAACGUUACUUUUCAUAAAAUAUUUCGAGGUAUCCCGGAGGAUGAGGAACUUAAAGACAGCUUCACAUGUGCCCUCCAAAAAGAGGUUCUGUACCAGGGACGGCUCUAUAUAUCUUCCAACUACAUAGGGUUUUUCUGCAUCAUGCUGCGCAAAGAGAUCAAGGUUCUUAUCCCCAUCAGCUCUGUGACUAUUCUUAAGAAAGCAAACACCGCUCUUCUAGUGCCCAACGCUCUGAGUGUGAGAACUGUGGACGGGGACAAGUAUUUAUUUGGAUCUCUGAGGAAUAGGGAGCUUUGCUACCAAGCUGUGCGUGCUGUGUGUACCCACCUGCAGGAUGGCAGUGCUUGCAGUACCCCCAUGUCCUCAACUGCAGAUCCAGCUUCUGAACAGAACUGCAAAAUUCUAAAUUCAAGUCACUCAGAUCUGGAGUUAAAUCUAAAUGAAUCAGACAGUGUGGUGCUUAAUAGCAUCGCUCCAGAGGGCCCGUUAAAAGAGCAGAGCCGGUUACGAUUCAGUGCCAGUGAAGUGGACGGUCUCAGUCUGGGAUCCUAUGGUAAUGGGGACAUCUGUCAAGAGAAGCUGGCUAGUGAUGAUACUAAUCGUACACAUUGGGCGCGGCCAAGUGCGGUGAACAUCCUGCUUAUCAUCUAUAUGCUGUUAGUUGCCAUUUUGCUAAUCUCCUCAGGAUACAUUGGGCUACGAAUCAUUGAGCUGGAGAACCAGCUUAAUAUCAUGGGAGCAUGGCCAAAAGAAGAUGCUACCCAAGGGUCGAAGGAUUCCUGAGAUGACAGGAACAGCAUUGGUGUUUAGAAUUGUGUCACCACCUCUGCUGGACAGAGUUGACUGAUAUCUACAGGGAUAUAUUGGAUCCAACCUCACAACAAACAUAUUGGUUUUAAGGCCUGGUAGAGGAAUUAAAAAGACUCUUAUCCUAACCCAGGACAGAAUGUGCUGCUGAGCGCAUGGAUGUGAGAAGAAACAUUGCACUUUAUUGGAAGAUCAGCACCAACGGAUCCCCAAAAUGGAUGGGGUUUUACUAGAGUGCGCGAUAGCAGAGUGCGGACUCUGAAACUGGACAGAUUCAAGUAUGGAUUCAAUUAUUUUUUUUUUUUUGCAUUCUGCGGCAAAUAUUGAAGUUUAAUCUGAUGGUGCUGACUACUACCAAGAAAUAUAUGAGGAUAGUUUAUAAAUAUAUAAAUAAAGUAUGCCUACAAGCUGGGUUAAUACUGAAACUUCAGGAGUUCUCUUUAGGAUUAAGGAAUGACGGAAGCCAUACACAUUUGGUACCCUAACUGUGAUAGACCACAAAAAAGACUGAAGCAAAUCUCAUAUAAUAGAUGAGAUGCACAGGGGUCUAACGCAAAAAUAAAGGAAGAUUUGCUGAUCUCUGUUAUAGGUGCCAUGUUGGUUUCCUGCUUGGUGACUUAACCAUAAAUCAUUUUAACAUCUCAAUAGAUGCAUUUCAGUUUUCAAUAUUCUAAAGGUUAUUGUGAAUUUAAUAACUCUGUGGGAGUUAUCAUACCUCACCUCUUUUUAUAAUCUUGUGGUAAAAUCUGUGCAUCAAUAGUAAGUGCAAAGUACUAAAAUAUUUAAUACGUUUGAAGAUGGUGAUACGGUACGUGGUUGUUUGUGUCCUAUAAAAUUGCCACAUUACAUACAUUGAAAAUGUUUAACUAAAAAUAAAUACCAUGAGUUUGUCCAUGUAA
Molecule: messenger RNA, 2339 nt
Organism: Bombina bombina (fire-bellied toad)
Lineage: Eukaryota; Metazoa; Chordata; Amphibia; Anura; Bombinatoridae
Product: GRAM domain-containing protein 2B
Exons: 13
Coding region: 349-1416 (355 amino acids)
Source: RefSeq, a predicted model, not a curated record